CACAUGUCAACGUUAACUGAACUUGAAGCAUAAAAUCUCAAUAGAUAACAAAAAAUCCGUUUAAGUAACAUAAUCACUUUCUUAAUAGACAACACGUGAGGAGCGUGCAAAUUUAUCAACUUGAGGUACGACAUAACAUACGUAAGGUAACGCACAAGCAACAAUAGUUCGUUAUAUUCGUGCAGCCAUCAAAGUCAAUCUCGAAUGACAAUAAACUGACCAAAAAGGAAUCCCCAUGCAGGGUCAACCCCAGGCAUGGAUGGCCAGACCCCCGGGCAUUCCAGGAGUACCCCCUGGCUUAGAGUACCUGGCACAGAUUGAUCAGCUGCUUGUGAAACAGCAGGUGGAACUCUUGGAAGUUUUGACUGGAUGGGAAAGUGCCAACAAGUACAAGAUACAGAACAGCGUUGGCCAGCAAGUCUACUUUGCAGCUGAAGAAUCCGACAUGUGUGCCAGGCAGUUCUGUGGACCCCGGCGUAGCUUCACUAUCCACAUCACAGACAAUGCUGGAGUGGAGAUCAUUCGAGUUCACCGAGAGUUCAAGUGCUGCGCAGGCUGCUCGUGGUGUGCUUGCAGUCGGGGUUGUGCUCACGAGGUCACCGUGGAGUCUCCGCCAGGAACCCUUGUCGGAUACGUUCUGCAAAAGCAGAGCUGCAUUGAGCCCCACUAUGCCAUCAUGAACGCCCAGGAAGAGGAGCUGCUGACAAUCAAAGGGCCGAUGUGUAUCAUUUCGGGGCCCUGUUGCCCAGAUGUGGAGUUCAACAUGCUCUCCAAGGACGGGACCACGGAGGUGGGGAGGAUCAGCAAGCAGUGGUCCGGCGCCCUCCGCGAGUACUUCACGGACGCUGACAACUUUGGGAUCUCAUUCCCCAUGGACCUGGAUGUCAAGAUGAAGGCUACAAUGCUGGGUGCUGUGUUCCUGAUUGACUUUAUGUACUUUGAGCAGUCUGGCAACCAGAACCAGAAUAACCAACUCUUUUAAAGUGCCUCCUGGAACUAACCUAUGGACCAUGAAUCGAAACUCGAGUUAUUUUGAGUUAAAAAUUUGUAGAACCCAAUCUCCUCUUUUGAUUUUGCAUCAAAAUAACAAUUUUGUGCAAUGUUGUAAUAUUUCUUCUUCUUGUGUGAUGGCAAUGUAAACUAUAGUUUUAAUCAAGUAUCAUUUUUCAAUAUAUAUAUUUAAUUAUUUUUGGAAGGGGGGGAGAGAUUAAUAACUUACAAAUAAAUUACAGAACACUUGCAAUGUGUACAGACAUGUAUUUAAGAUAAUUGCCAGUGAUGUAUAGUGAUACAUGGAUGAUAUUCAUCUUUAUAUUGUAAUAAUUUUGUGUGUUUUUUUAUUAUUUUAAAGGGAUUUUUUCACGGUUUGGUAAAUUGACAAAAUUGAAAAAAGUUGUUUCAGAUUCGCAAAUUUUCGUUUUAGUUAUGAUAUUUGUAAGAAAACAGUAUUACUGAACAUUUACCAUAGUCCAAUAUGCCGUUAUAUGUAUCUUUUGACGAUUUGAAAACCUAAAAAUUAUAAAGCGUUGCAACGCGAAACGAUUGAAUAAUUUGGAGAGUUCUGUUGUUGUCAUUUAAAUUUACGAAACAACGAAGAUUGAUUAUAUAAGGUAUAAAAUACUUAAACUGUGUAUACCCUGCUGAAUAGCCGAGAGAGCUAAUGCGUUUUUACUUCAGACUAACUCCAGGACUCCGGGGGUCACUUGUUUGAGCCCUGGUACCGGCUACUUUUUUUUCCUUUUUUAAAUUUUAUUUUUGAUUUUUUACUGGAGCUUUUUAGAUCCAAUGUUUACAUUUAUCAAUAUAAAGCAUUUAAUGACAAACUUCAAAAUAUGCCAAAAUCUGUGAAAAGGCCCCUUUCAUAUGACAGCUUUAUGUGUUUGUAUUUUUAUUUUUUUAUUGUUGUUAUGCCAUGGUUCAUAUUUCAUCCUACAUUUUGCACCUUUAAGGUGUUUUAGUAUAUCAAAUUAGAAUUGUAUUUUUCAAAUUAGAAAACCAUUUAUUUAUGUGUCCAAGAAAAAAAAUUAUCAUUGAUUUAACAGAGUUCAUUAUGUACAGUAUUUGAGUAAUAACCAAAUAAAAUGGCAUCUGU
Dreissena polymorpha is the source of this 2092-nucleotide messenger RNA. Its product is annotated as phospholipid scramblase 1-like. The record is from RefSeq and is a predicted model, not a curated record. Gene Ontology annotation, biological process: plasma membrane phospholipid scrambling. Gene Ontology annotation, cellular component: plasma membrane. Gene Ontology annotation, molecular function: phospholipid scramblase activity. Bases 236 to 982 code for a protein of 248 amino acids. The transcript has 10 exons. Lineage: Eukaryota; Metazoa; Mollusca; Bivalvia; Myida; Dreissenidae.